Molecule: messenger RNA, 2308 nt
Organism: Thermothelomyces thermophilus ATCC 42464
Lineage: Eukaryota; Fungi; Ascomycota; Sordariomycetes; Sordariales; Chaetomiaceae
Exons: 3
Coding region: 214-2133 (639 amino acids)
Biological process (GO): proteolysis; apoptotic process
Cellular component (GO): trans-Golgi network
Molecular function (GO): serine-type carboxypeptidase activity
Source: RefSeq, a predicted model, not a curated record
CACAUCUUCCGCCGCUGCAACACUUGUCCUGGUCCAGUUGCCUCUUUGCAUCCUUCCACCUUCACGUCGCCUCGAUGACUGGCACUGGCACCGCUAGCUAGCCAGCAAGUUCCCCCGCUCCUUUCAUUUACCUUUCGUUUAUCUUUUCCUUUUUUGCCUUAUUGCAACCGGGCCGGGACACGUUUUUACCCCCGCGCAUCGGCGCAAUCGAUCAUGGCUCCCAGUCAGUCAUGGACAGGCUGGAGGCGCCUGUCUGCCAUCAUCGCCGCGCUGACCCUGCCAUGGACGGCGACGCUAGCGGUCGCCGACAAGUCCGCAGGCGACUAUUUCGUCCAUUCCCUUCCAGGCGCUCCCGAGGAGCCUGUGAUGAAGAUGCAUGCUGGGCACGUUGAAAUCACCCCCGAACACAACGGCAACAUCUUCUUUUGGCAUUUCCAGAACUUGCACAUUGCGAACAAGCAGCGGACGGUCAUCUGGCUGAACGGCGGGCCGGGAUGCAGCUCUGAGGACGGCGCGUUGAUGGAGAUUGGGCCUUACCGAUUGAAGGACGACAAGACGCUUGUCUACAACGACGGAGCAUGGAACGAGUUUGCCAACGUCUUGUUUGUUGACAAUCCCGUCGGUACCGGAUUCAGCUACGUCGACACAGACUCGUUCGUCCACGAGCUGGACGAGAUGGCCAAGCAAUUCAUUAUCUUCCUGGAGAAGUGGUAUGCUCUGUUUCCAGAGUAUGAACACGACGACAUCUAUUUUGCUGGAGAGUCGUACGCGGGCCAGUAUAUCCCUUACAUUGCGAAGCACAUCCUCGCGCGGAACAAGCUCCCGGAAACGAAGCACAAGUGGAACCUGAAGGGCCUGCUCAUCGGUAAUGGAUGGAUCUCGCCACCAGAGCAGUACGAAGCAUAUCUCCAAUUCGCAUUCGAAAAGGGCCUAGUGCAAAAGGGGAGCGACAUUGCCAACAAACUCGAGGUCCAGCUACGCAUCUGCCAGAAACAGCUCGCGAUCGGCGAGAGCGCUGUCGACAACGAGGACUGCGAGAAAGUUCUUCAGGAUAUCCUGCAGCUGACGGCUACCCGCAACAAGGACAACAAGCUAGAGUGCUACAACAUGUAUGACGUGCGCCUGAAGGACACGUACCCGUCCUGCGGCAUGAACUGGCCGCCCGACCUGAAACACGCGGCGCCGUAUCUCCGUCGCAAGGAGGUUAUCGAAGCGCUCCAUAUCAACCCCAACAAGGUGACAGGCUGGGUCGAAUGUGACGGCCAAGUCAGCCGCAACUUCCGCCCCGUCAAAUCUAAGCCCUCGAUCGACCUUCUGCCGGACAUCCUGAGUGAGGUGCCCGUCUUACUCUUCUCGGGGGCUGAAGACCUCAUCUGCAAUCACUUGGGCACCGAAGCUCUGAUCAGCCGCAUGUCCUGGAACGGCGGCCGCGGCUUCGAACUCUCCCCGGGCACGUGGGCGCCCCGCCGCGACUGGACGUUCGAGGGCGAGGACGCCGGCUUCUGGCAGGAGGCGCGCAACCUGACAUACGUGGUCUUCUACAACGCCAGCCACAUGGUUCCCUUUGACUAUCCGCGCCGCACGCGCGACAUGCUCGACCGCUUCAUGGGCGUCGACAUUAGCUCCAUCGGCGGCAAGCCCACCGACUCGCGGCUCGACGGCGAGAAGGGCCCCGAGACGACGGUCGGCGGGACCGCGGGCAACAGCACCGCCAACCAGGAGGCCGAGAAGGCCAAGCUCAACGCUGCCAAGUGGGAGGCCUACCGCCGGUCGGGCGAGAUUGUGCUAGUCAUUGUCGCCGUCUCCGCGACGGCGUGGGGAUAUUUCAUCUGGCGGGAGCGGCGCAAGAGGCGCGGAUACCAGGGCCUCGCGGGCGAGGAGGCUGGGUCCUCCAGGAUGGCGGUGUUUCGGAACUCGCCUGGUGGAAGGGGCGGCAGGCGGGAUGUUGAGGCCGGAGAUUUCGACGAGACGCAGCUGGAUUCGCUUCGUGUGCGCCCGCCUGCUGAGGGACAGGCAGAUCCGAGGUACAGCCUCGGGGCGGAUAGCGAUGACGACAGAGGGGAGGAGGAGGAGGAGGGCAGUGCUGGAAAGGCAAAGGAAAACGGGGCGGGCAAGACCAAUGGGGGUUCAUGAUAUGUUUUGGUUAAGGGUGAAAUACUAGUUUCCCUGCUCACACAUAUGUACAUAGGGCAUUCAUGGAUGGUUUGUUGUCGAAUGACGAGCGGCUCAUGGUGCAGAUGGGAAAUGCACAGAGGUUUCAAUCCCCGUCGAGUCCGCCUCUCCUGGGAGGUUAAGCCCCCGGAGGGCU